Molecule: messenger RNA, 2818 nt
Organism: Pimephales promelas (fathead minnow)
Lineage: Eukaryota; Metazoa; Chordata; Actinopteri; Cypriniformes; Leuciscidae
Gene: klf5b
Product: Kruppel like factor 5b
Biological process (GO): regulation of transcription by RNA polymerase II
Molecular function (GO): RNA polymerase II cis-regulatory region sequence-specific DNA binding; DNA-binding transcription factor activity, RNA polymerase II-specific
Source: RefSeq, a predicted model, not a curated record
CAGUUGCGUAAUUUGUCUUGUCAAACGCGUAAAAGCGCUUGACAUCUCUGGCUGUCUGUCGUGUCUUUUUCAUUUGUGGCAUAUUGAAUGACGUGAUCUCCAGUUUAUUUCAGCGGAGGACAUGCGUUAUGGGAAACGCUUUGUUGAUCAGGAUCCACGGCUAGAAUAAAACACCUCUAAGAACUGAGCGCGGAAUUGAGAAAGGACGAUUACAGUGGAUUUAAUGACAGUCCAUCAAAGCAUCACAUUCUGAUCAGACAUGGAUGGAUACCUGCCGCCUCAGUUUCAUGUUUUGUCAGAGCAUAAGAAGUUUUGUCAAGACAAUUCCCUGACGAUGGACCAAGGCGCGCCAUACAGCAUAAACAUGAAUGUUUUUUUACCUGACGUCACCUACCUACGGACAGGCAUGUGUAGACCCGUUCGGUCCGCAGCGACACAGAUAAAGACGGAACCGCUGCAUACGUCUUUCAACUACUCCAGUUGCCACGGAUCCGUUGCGCCUGCCAUGACGCACACAGAGUACAUGAACCUCUACAGCCCAGCUGCGGAAACGGGUAACAAUGUUUACGUCAAGAACGAGACCCCAUCCCUCGAAUUCCCAGAAGUCCCUCUGUUUCAGCUGUUGAAUUCGGAGCUUGAGCCCAACGUGCCUGGAGGCCACUCUUGCACAGAUUCCCACAAUGCCGCAUGCUCUCCGAUGUCAACGUACAAUGGCGUUAACCCACCGGCCAGUCAUGUUGCAGACAGAUCUCUUUGUAAUAUGGGCAGCAGUGGAUAUUCUCUACCUGCCCAGUUUGGUCAGCAUCCUCAGAAGAGGGCGGCCUAUCUACCACCAUCUCCUCCCAACUCAGAACCGGGCAGUCCGGACAGGAGGAAAGAACUGGUACAGAACUUAUCGCCACCUCCGUCAUAUGCUGCCAGCAUGGCAUCUAAAAUGGCGUGUCUUACUCCCGGACCAGCACUUUCUGUCCAAACACAAGCAGUACCUGCCCAAUACAACCGCAGGAAUAAUCCCGAUCUAGACAAAAGGAGGAUACAUCACUGCGAUGUACCAGGAUGUAAGAAGGUAUACACCAAGUCAUCACAUUUGAAGGCCCAUUUACGUACUCAUACAGGCGAAAAGCCAUACAAGUGCUCAUGGGAGGGUUGCGACUGGCGCUUCGCCCGCUCUGACGAGCUAACGCGCCACUUCAGGAAGCACACGGGGGCCAAACCUUUCCAGUGCGCCGUAUGUAGCCGUUGCUUCUCCCGAUCGGACCACCUGGCCCUCCACAUGAAAAGGCACCAGAACUAGAGCUGCCCGCUCUCGUUGUUCUGACGGUGCCGCGGGAGGGCUAUCAGGACCUCUGCUGAUGAUACUAAUUAGGAUUUGGGUGUGUUGGUUAAUCUUGGGUUUUGGCAGUUCAUCAGGUACAACAGGACCAAACCCUGCCGUCGGUACGGCUCCUGUGGUCACAAAACCAGCUAAUUGGUGAGAACUUGGCUUAUUUGCCAGUUGGGACAUUCUUUUGACAUGUUUCUUUUUUCAUCUCCAUACUUUGAUGUCAUUAUUUAUGACAUAACUACUUUUAAUGUGCCUUUUUUACCUUAUAGAAUCGAAGUGCCACAAGAAAAUAUAAAAUGUGCAAGAUCUUGUGGGGGGUUACAGUUUUACUCCACUAUAGAAGAAUAUUCUGGAUUUAGUAAGAAGUUAAGCUUAAUUUACAUAAUUUGUGGUGUAAUGUUAAUUAACACAAAAACUUCUUUAAAAAUAAAUAAAUAAAUAGUUUACCGUGGAAGUGGGGCCAAUUUGAAAUGUUAAGCUUAUCAUUUUAUGUAAGCACUUGCAUUAUUGCUUCUGUUAAAACUUGUUCUUUUAUGGUCAUUUUAGAGUUUGCUUUGACAUUGUAUCAAAGUUGUUAAAGUAUGUUAAAACAUACUUUACGUCUCGUGGCUAUACAAUUGAAGCGUCAAGAACUGAAACGUUUACAAAUUGGCCCCAUUGAAAUUGAGUCAUGUGGUACCACAGGUUCUUUUAGCUGAGCUUAACUUGUAUCGAAACCAUAGUAUUCCUGUAAGCGACUACUCGUACUUUUAUCACAAGGUAAAUAAUAUCAAGACAGAGCUGUAGUCUUGGUUGUUGAACCAAACCCGCAGAACAGUCAUGAGUAUGUUAGCCACGAACGCUGAGUCACAAUGUAUUAAGGUUUCUUAAAAGCAGCACUUGAUAAGAAACCGUGCUUCAGAAAUGUGUGUGGGAGACGUCGGGUAAUUAUAAAAUGAAAUGAAGCUCCAGAACACCAAAGAGUUGGAUUUAGUCCAAACUAUGAUAUGUGUCGAAGAGGAUUCACUUUACGUCGGCGAAAUGUUUGAAAGAGCACAAUCUGAAGCUUGAUUGAACUCCUUUAUGUGUUUUAUUGAAAUGCAAUAAGUGGUACAAAUACUGUAUUUUUCCUGGCAAGAGGACAGGUUGGAUAUCGAUUACUUCCAUAGUUGUUUGUUUUUCCUUACUAUGCAUUUGUUUGGGAUAAAUGAUAGCUUUAAAUGUACAUAAGAUGUGUAUUUAUUUUGCACAGAUUGUUUUUUUGUUUAGUUUUUCAUUUGUAUUUUAUAAAACGUAACUCAACGAUCACAUGAAAUGUGUACUGGGUUACUGGGAAGUGGUUUUAAAAAUCUUUGUUCAAACUAAUAGUGCUCUAAAUGGCUGCAUUAUGCAGAACAAUAUGGCAGAUGAUUGUUUACAUUUGUUAGUUUGGCUUUUGGUGUGUUACAUUUGUAUGUGUGGCCUCAUAAAACCUCUUUAUUUUCCAUUACAGUGAUAAAAAUGUUUUCCACCUUA